Somion occarium is the source of this 1524-nucleotide messenger RNA. The record is from the annotation of a GenBank genome assembly. NCBI's taxonomy places the organism in Eukaryota, Fungi, Basidiomycota, Agaricomycetes, Polyporales, Cerrenaceae.
GUAGCCUUUCCUCUUCGCCGCCUGUGAUGAUUCUCCCUUCCCGAACGAUAUGUCCCCCCAUCUAAACACCCAUCUGCCGCCAUCCCUUUACCUCUUUUUGUUCUAGGUUUUCUAUGUUAGCGUAAGUACUAUGCAUGCUAUUGAGUGAUCCUCCGGCACAUGCUAGACCUCCCGAGUUUGCUCUCAAAGUCUCAAGCUGUUUACUUUCCCUUUCUGGGGCAUAAAAAUACAAGGAGGCAAUACCCGAGAUUGAUCCCAAGAAACGUGGGAAAAGCCCAGAACAUAUAGAAAAGUCGAGCAACAUCGUUGUUGAACUUUCAACCACCCGCACUUCACCUCCUCCCUCAGAACUGCCACAAGCGUUCUCCCUCUCUUCAACCUUUUCUUUCACGAUGCUUUUCGCUACCCUCGCUCCCGCACUCGCUUUCGUUCCCGCCGCUUUUGCUGCGAUUUCCAUUACUGGGCCCAGCGGGAGUGCUUACUGGGUGCAAAACACUAGCAAUGUGAUCAACUGGACGUUCGAGCAGGGAGACCCUAACCCCGCCUCCAUCAUCGUCACGAAUUCCAACAACACGUUCCUUAACGGUGCCUUCUCCAUCGCAGAGUUUCUGGACUUGUCCAACAAGACAUUCACCGUGACCAACGUCACCCUUCGUGUCGCUGAUGGCUACACCGUCUCCCUUGUCAACCCUCAAAACCAGUCCGAGGUCUUCGCUAGCAGUUCAACCUUCUCUGUUCGGGCCCCCGGCAGUAUGUCUUCCCUACCUUCCUCGUUGUUUUCAUUGUGUUUAGCAUUGUUGGUUAUUCUGCAGCACCCCCGGCCGCGUCUUCGAGCAGCGAGUCGCCUACGAGCACUGGCUCGGGCAGCGCAGCACCCACGAGCACUUCUCCUAGCGGCACAUCCUCCAGUGACGCCAGCCCCACUAGUGGAAGCAACAACAGCGCCGCGGUGUCCACCUUCGGCGCACAGGGUGUACUUGCCCUCAUUGCUACCUGCGGUAUCGCAUCCUUAUCAGCUGUAUUGCUCUGAGACACUACGAUACCCUCCGACGAUCAUACCCCUUGGACGAUUCUUCACCACUAGCGUACCGUCCGUUUCAACCCUCGGACUCUCUACCUGUCCACCUUGUGCAGCCUCCUUUCCUCCCCGCUUUUAGAUUGUUGUAUGUGAUUCUGGUGUGAAAUAGUCCUAUCGUUUACCCUCCCCUCUGUCUUUUCUUGACUUGUUUUUGUUGUCAUUUGCUUUUCGAAACUCGGACGCUGUAUACUCUAGUGUCAAGAUAGUGUACGGUCGUUAAGGUGUCGAUUAGUGUAUGUGUUCUAGCGUGUACAAAGUUGUAUUCUUCCUUUAUAUUUGGUGGGAUUCUGCUGGAAGACUGAUAAGGUCAGGGCUCGCAAAUGUUCUAGGCAACGAUGCACCGUUGUUUAGGUAUCGAUUAGUGUACCUGUUCUGACAUGUAUAAAGUUGUACCAUUCUUCGUUGCAGUCUGUCGUGUUAUCUGCAAGGUGUAUUAUCGUUUUCGG